CUUCUUAACACGACGGUGAGAUCGAGAAAGUCUGCUACGGCUCCUGUUUCUCAUUUUCCCGGCGGUCACCUGCGAUAGCAUCUUCCUUAUCAUCAUUUGACUGCCGUUUUCUGGGCCUACUACGCCACAAAAUAGCCCACCAUGAGAGUCGAAACCUGCCACUUCUGUUCUCGCCCGGUCUACCCUAGCAAGGGUAUCCAGUUCGUUCGCAACGAUGCUAAGGCCUUCCGAUUCUGCAGAAGCAAAUGCCAUCAGAACUUCAAGGCUAAGCGACAACCUAGACGUGUGAAGUGGACCAAGGUCGGUCGUGCCGCCAAGGGCAAGGAGAUGAUCGUCGACUCGUCCCUCGUCCUGUCCCAGUUCGCCAAGAAGCGCAACGUCCCCGUCAAGUACGACAGAAACCUGGUCGCCGCCACCAUCAAGGCCAUGGAGAGAGUGGAGGAGAUCCGGCAGCGCAGAGAGCGGGUGUUCACCAAGCGUCGGUUGGCGGGCAAGCUUGCGCGGGACCGCAAGCGCGAGGAGGAUCGCAAGGUGGUGGCCUCGGGCGAGCACCUCAUCCGCAAGGAGCUCCGCGAGCGCGAGGAGGGCCACCUGGCCGCUCUGGAGACGGGCAAGACCAGACUGCACGGCGAGGAGCGCAUCAGACAAGGGAAGAAGACCAGAGUCUUGGUGGAUGGCACUACGCAGGAGGAAAUGGAUCUCGACUAAAGGGUCUUCUUCGGUUCUUACGUUUCUUUCUCUCCGGCUGUCCGGUCGGGCGCGAUACCUUGAGGUUAUGAAUGGAGUUGGGUUUUGUUCAAUGUUCCAAGCUUUUGUCUUAUCAAAAAGUAUCCCAGUGGUUUUCUCUAUUGUCAUGAGCUUUCAUCUCCAUUGUCACUAUUUCUUUCGCUGUCAGUAUAUGGGCCUAAUCAUAUAGAGAUACUGAUAAAUAUAUCGACU
Molecule: messenger RNA, 939 nt
Organism: Aspergillus homomorphus CBS 101889
Lineage: Eukaryota; Fungi; Ascomycota; Eurotiomycetes; Eurotiales; Aspergillaceae
Product: ribosomal eL24 family protein
Exons: 3
Coding region: 142-708 (188 amino acids)
Biological process (GO): ribosomal large subunit biogenesis
Cellular component (GO): nucleolus
Source: RefSeq, a predicted model, not a curated record